UAUCAGAAAGAAGCACUGAAGCAAAUAUGGAAGCCAUGGUGUUUCUCUACUCAUCCCUCUCUCUUCUCUUCGUCGCCGUUGCUUUCAAGCUGAUCAUCUACCUUCAAAGAAGAACACCGAAACACCUCCCUCCCAGCCCACCUUCUCUCCCAAUUCUCGGUCAUCUCCAUCUCGUUAAAAAGCCCAUUCACCGGACUUUCCACAGCCUCUCUAAAAAAUACGGCCAGAUUUUCUCUCUCCGAUUCGGCUCCCGCCUCGUGGUUAUCGUUUCGUCCCCUUCUGCAGUCGAGGAAUGCUUCACCAAGAACGACAUCGUCUUAGCCAACCGUCCUCCCUCCCUCGUGGCCAAGAUUGUCGGCUACAACCAGAGCACCGUGGUAGGAGUCCCUUACGGCGACCUCUGGCGCAACCUCCGCCGCAUCAGCGCGCUCGAGAUCUUCUCCACCCCCCGCCUCAACAUGUUCUUGGGCAUCCGAAGGGACGAGAUUAAGCGCUUGCUGCACAAACUGGGACGCAACUCGUCCCAAGAUUUCACCAAGGUGGAGCUGAAAUCAAUGUUCUCGGACCUCACCUUUAACAUCAUAAUGAGAAUGGUGGCGGGGAAGCGGUACUACGGGUACGGAGAGGAGGUGAAGAACGAGGAAGAAGCGAGACGGUUUAAGAAGAUGAUGAUAGAGGUUGUAGCAUCAGCAGGGGCGUCGAAUCCUCAAGAAUUCGUGCCCAUUUUGCGGUGGAUUGAUCAUGGGGGUUUGGAGAAGAGGCUGAUGAGGCUUGCCAAGAAGAUGGAUGCCUUCUUGCAAGCUCUUAUUGACGAGAAGAAGGGUAAGGAGGAGGGAAACACUAUGAUCGACCAUCUGCUUUCCUUGCAGAAAUCACAGCCUGAUUAUUACACGAACCAAAUUAUCAAAGCCCUUAUUUUGAGCUUGCUACUUGCCGGAACUGACACUUCAGCAGUGACAUUAGAGUGGGCGAUGUCCAAUCUGCUCAACCAUCCUGACGUAUUGAAGAAGGCUAGAGCUGAGUUGGACAGUCAAAUUGGGGAAGAGAAUUUGAUGGAUGAACCAGAUAUCUCUAAACUAUGUUACCUACAAAGGAUAAUUUUGGAGACCCUUCGAUUAUAUCCUGCAGCCCCACUACUAGUACCCCACAUGGCCUCUGAUGAUUGUAUUAUCGGAGGAUACGAUGUUCCACGUAACACAAUGUUAUUGGUGAAUGCAUGGGCCAUACACAGAGACCCCAAGGUGUGGGAUGACGCAGCCAGCUUUAAGCCUGAGAGAUUUGAGUGCGGUGAGGCAGAGGCGCACAAGUUGAUGCCAUUUGGGCUGGGGAGGAGGGCAUGUCCAGGGUCAGGGCUAGCCCAACGAACGGUGGGAUUAGCUUUGGGGUCAUUGAUUCAGUGCUUUGAGUGGAAAAGGGUUGGCAAGGAAAAAGUAGAUAUGGCUGAAGGUAAUGGAAUCACCAUGCCUAAAACUGUGGCACUGGAGGCCAUGUGUAAGGCACGCCCUAUUAUGAAUAACCUUCUUUCCAAGUCUGUAGAUCAUGUUUGAACAACAAUUGAUGUAAUCUCCUAGAGCUCUGAUCUUUUUCUCUUUUCUUGACUUCCACCGGAUAAUAAUGUGUCUCAAAGGUGUCUGUAUGGACUAAAAAGAUGACUUUUAUUUGUACU
Corylus avellana is the source of this 1666-nucleotide messenger RNA. Its product is annotated as cytochrome P450 81Q32. Gene Ontology annotation, molecular function: heme binding; iron ion binding; oxidoreductase activity, acting on paired donors, with incorporation or reduction of molecular oxygen. The record is from RefSeq and is a predicted model, not a curated record. Lineage: Eukaryota; Viridiplantae; Streptophyta; Magnoliopsida; Fagales; Betulaceae.